Molecule: messenger RNA, 483 nt
Organism: Mandrillus leucophaeus (drill)
Lineage: Eukaryota; Metazoa; Chordata; Mammalia; Primates; Cercopithecidae
Product: immunoglobulin omega chain-like
Exons: 2
Coding region: 1-483 (160 amino acids)
Biological process (GO): immunoglobulin production; immune response
Source: RefSeq, a predicted model, not a curated record
AUGGUCUGGACAUCUCUUCUCCUUGUGUUUCUCUCCCACUGCACAGGUUCCUUCUCCCAGUCUGUGCUGACUCAGCCACCCUCCCUCUCUGCAUCCCUGGAAGCAUCAGCCAGACUCACCUGCACCCUGAGCAGUGGCAUCGGUGUUGAUGGGAAAACUGUACACUGGUACCAGCAGAAGUCAGGGAGCAAUCCCCGGUAUCUCCUGAGCUACUACUCAGACUCAGUUAAGCAGCAGGGCUCUGGAGUCCCCGGCCGCUUCUCUGGAUCCAAAGAUGCCUCAACUAACUCAGGGAUUCUGCACAUCUCUGGGCUGCAGCCUGAGGAUGAGGCUGACUAUUAUUGUAAGAUAUGGCAUGACAGCGCUAAUGCUUACACAGCGCUCCAGACCCACAGGGAAGUGAGAGAAAAACCCUCCUCCACUCUCCCAGCCUGGUACCUUCACCCUGCUGGUGGCUCUGAUGAAGCCGAGGACAGGAGGUGA